AUGUACUUUCAAUAUUUUGCGGUCACUUCGUUGUUUUGUUUACUUGCUAUUGCGCGUAGCGAAGCGCCCAAGGCUCCUCCAAGUAUUGACUCACUAGGCACACUACUGGCCUUGAAAUACAAUUACCUAGACCCCUGGAACAAUGGAACAGCAGCUGUGCUGGCCUAUGAGCCUCUGAGCAACGCAGAGGCGCAGGCCAAAUGCGGUGCCAUUGGAGAACGUCUCUACCCUUUCCAGGAUACAUCUGAACUCAAUCGCACCGAAUUGGGUUACGAACUUGACUAUCUCGUCCAUAUCCAGGAUCUACAGCCGUACUCUACACUGUGGAUAGGUUCAUCUGGGAGCUCUGGGCAUGCCUGCACAGCAUAUUCUCAAAAAGAUAAGGCUGCCAUCCCGCUACCUUGCCAUAGAAAACUUCCGACAAUUUGCACCUCCACUGCUCCCCCUACUAAAGACAUACACAUGGAACGUGUGAAGUCUUCUCGGCUUUCUGUAUCGUUUGAUGACUAUAAUAUAACCGGUUAUCGUGAUGCUCGAUCAUUUAGGUUCUUGGGAAUACCAUUUGCGAACCCCCCGGUCAAUGAGUUACGGUUCGCACCUCCGCAACCAUAUACUGGACAGAAGGACAUCGACGCAACGAAUCUACCAGCCUCCUGUAUUCAAUCCCCGUCAGGCUUUGGAACUCUUGAAAACAGUCAAAUCUCAGAGGACUGUCUUUACCUGAAUAUUUAUACCCCCGUGCUACCAGCCCAGCUUGAGAAGAAUGUUACACACAGACCUGUUGCGGUUUACUUCUACGGGGGUGGAUUCACUAAAGGUAGUACGGCUAUUAUUGACUACGAUGGUGGUAACUUUGCUAGCCGGAAUGGUAUUGUCGUUGUCACUGUCAAUUACCGUGUCGGUGCCCUGGGCUGGCUUGCAACAAAGAAGCUCACUACUGGGAGCUACGGUACUCGGGACCAGAUAUUGGCUUUGAAAUGGGUUCAACAGCAUAUAACAACAUUUGGUGGAGAUCCUUCACAGGUUACUAUUUUUGGCCAGUCUGCUGGUGGCCAAAGUGUAAUUGCAAUGCUGUCUUCAAGUGCCGCCAGUGGCCUUUUCUCCGGUGCAGUUGUGCAGUCAGCUGCCCUGGAUAUACCCUGGUAUUCACGCCAGAUGUACACAGAGAUAAUUACCCCAGAGGUUGCAAAAGCUGUCGGAUGUGAUGAUGCUGAUGAGCUUGACAUGCUGUUCUGCCUGCGUUCUGUCCCUGCGGCUAGGUAUCUCGACAAUUCUACCGAAUUGAUGCAUGCAUCAGAUAAAAUCGCCAAGGCUGUUGCAGAUAACUAUCUGCAUACCAAGAAAGUCCAGGUUUCCAGCUCACCACUCAUGCCUAUUUUCGAUGACCAUGACUCAGGCAUUAUUGAUGACCAAUUUCAUACCUUGCUUGAGACCAAUCGUCUCCCAAACGCUGUCCCUAUUAUGUUGACUACAGUGACCAAUGAAGCCGCCCUCUACGUGGAUCGCUAUGUGCCUAACAUUCCUUUACUGGGUAACACCAAGAUUGUACUUGACAUAUUCUUCAAUGCUGUCUAUCCUUCUAGUCUGGCGGAGUCUCUUAUUAACUCAGACGCCUUCCCUAUCAACGCCAGCGACCCCGAUAGCCUCCGAAACACCGGUGCCAACGCUCUCACCCACUCAAAAUGGCACUGCCCUCAGGCCUAUCUACUCCAGCACGGUGCCCGUACAGCACUUCCCCAUGUCUAUACCGUCCAGAUCCAGCACGGACAUGUUCAAACUACUGUUGAUGUCCCGAAAGUCUGUUCUCCCAAUGACAACUAUAACGCCACAUGCCAUACAUCUGAUGUUUUGCCUGUCUGGGGUACCUUAAACUCGAAGACCCAGAAUGUUGACCCAUAUUACGGCUCUAGAGAUAUCAGUCACUCCCAGAUGCUGAAUGACAUCUUCAGCUCGUUCUUUCGUACCCGUAACCCGAAUCCCGAUCCUGAACUUCUCAAAAUCCGCGGUCCAGCCUACUUUUCCACUUUCGAUAUUUUUGGCACCUCUGGAUAUCAUAUACCUGAAUAUCAAGCUGACGCUGACAGCCUGUGCUCACUCGAAAUACCACCAAGUCAUAUUCCGAAUCCGGCCAAAUCUGUUGGAUGCGACGUAUUUACUAAAUACGGUUAUCCAUUCCAGCAUGUAGAUUACAGCAGUUAG
Messenger RNA from Aspergillus caelatus, 2199 nucleotides. Its product is annotated as Carboxylesterase family-domain-containing protein. Lineage: Eukaryota; Fungi; Ascomycota; Eurotiomycetes; Eurotiales; Aspergillaceae. The transcript has a single exon. Bases 1 to 2199 code for a protein of 732 amino acids. The record is from RefSeq and is a predicted model, not a curated record.